Messenger RNA from Brassica oleracea var. oleracea, 925 nucleotides. Its product is annotated as ethylene-responsive transcription factor ERF026-like. The record is from RefSeq and is a predicted model, not a curated record. Gene Ontology annotation, molecular function: DNA binding; DNA-binding transcription factor activity. The transcript has a single exon. Gene Ontology annotation, biological process: regulation of DNA-templated transcription. The coding region runs from base 51 to 797 and encodes 248 amino acids. Lineage: Eukaryota; Viridiplantae; Streptophyta; Magnoliopsida; Brassicales; Brassicaceae.
CCGUUUCUUACUAUCUUUCUCUAUAUACUAAUAUACACACAUUUAUAUAUAUGGCUGACCCUAAAGAUCCUUUCACUGAACCUAAACCUAUAAGCCAAGCUUCUUCAUCGUCAGUUACUAUUGUCCCAGCUCACACGUGCGGUUACAGUCUCUCAGAGUCAUCCACGUGUGAACACUCUUGUCCACUUGCUACUGUCUCUUUUGCGGCUGCUUCUUCUACUACAAGUAGUAACGAUAAUGUCAUCUUAAUGGCCACUACCGAGGCCGGCCCUACCCCUCGCCGGAAAAAGCAUCCGAUUUAUCGUGGGAUCCGUUGCCGGAGCGGCAAAUGGGUCUCCGAGAUCCGAGAGCCUAAGAAGACGACACGUGUCUGGCUCGGGACUUAUACGACCCCUGAGAUGGCUGCCGCCGCCUACGACGUGGCGGCUUUAGCUCUUAAAGGCCGAGAAGCCGUCUUAAACUUCCCGGAGUCUGUCGGGAGUUACCCUCUUCCGGUAUCCUCCUCCGCAGCUCAUAUCCGAAUGGCUGCGGCUACGGCGGCUGCUACGGUUGGCGCUGAGGCUGCAGCUGCGGCUGCCAAUGCGGCUGUGAAGGGACGUGAAAAAGAGGUUGAGGAAGUUGCCGAGGUGGUGGGAUCUUCAGCUAUGGAAUUUGUGGAUGAAGAAGAGCUAUUGAACAUGCAUGGUUUGCUAGAGGAGAUGGCGAAGGGGAUGAUGGUGGCUCCGCCGUGGAUAGGGUCUCCUCCGUCCGAUGAUUCGCCGGAGAAUUCCCAGGAAGAGAGUCUCUGGAGUUACUGAUUUAAUUUUGUAUUGUAUGCUUUGUUGACUUUUAUGCGAAUCAUAAGUGUUCUUUUAUCCUAAUGAUGAUCACUUAUCUGAGAUGCUUAAUUUUGUUAAAUAAAUCGUAUGUUUUUCUCACUUUUCAA